This is a messenger RNA of Lepus europaeus (European hare), 526 nucleotides long. RefSeq names its product small nuclear ribonucleoprotein polypeptide E (gene SNRPE). The coding region runs from base 71 to 349 and encodes 92 amino acids. Gene Ontology annotation, cellular component: U5 snRNP; U2 snRNP; precatalytic spliceosome. Gene Ontology annotation, biological process: mRNA splicing, via spliceosome; spliceosomal snRNP assembly. The record is from RefSeq and is a predicted model, not a curated record. Gene Ontology annotation, molecular function: RNA binding. Lineage: Eukaryota; Metazoa; Chordata; Mammalia; Lagomorpha; Leporidae. The transcript has 5 exons.
GGUUCCUAAUUCCGGAAGUUGCUUUCCCAGGCGGCGUGUGCGUCCGGUGUGGUCUUUGUGAGAUUCCACCAUGGCGUACCGUGGCCAGGGCCAGAAAGUGCAGAAGGUGAUGGUGCAGCCCAUCAACCUCAUCUUCAGAUACUUGCAAAACCGGUCUCGCAUCCAGGUGUGGCUCUAUGAGCAAGUGAACAUGCGGAUAGAGGGCUGCAUCAUUGGUUUCGAUGAAUACAUGAACCUUGUAUUAGAUGAUGCAGAGGAGAUCCAUUCUAAAACAAAGUCAAGAAAACAGCUGGGUCGGAUCAUGCUAAAAGGAGAUAAUAUUACUUUGCUACAAAGUGUCUCCAACUAGAAAGGAUGGAUGAAGUGAGAAAAUACUGAGAAGGCAAUGCUGUGUCUUUUGGUUUGUUUUUUAGGUGCCCUUUCAUUGUGAGUGUAGGUCCAAAACACUUGUUCAUGUUGUUUUUAUUACCCUUAUGUUAUUACAAGAAGACAAUAAAUACAGUGGGAAUUUUAUUAAAAAUUUUAC